This is a messenger RNA of Sporisorium graminicola, 945 nucleotides long. RefSeq lists its product as uncharacterized. NCBI's taxonomy places the organism in Eukaryota, Fungi, Basidiomycota, Ustilaginomycetes, Ustilaginales, Ustilaginaceae. The record is from RefSeq and is a predicted model, not a curated record. The transcript has a single exon. The coding region runs from base 1 to 945 and encodes 314 amino acids.
AUGCCCAUUGUGCGACCCGAAGCGCAUUCAAUCGCGCCUGCGGACCCCGACAGCAGUUUUACGGUGGUCUCGCAACAGCACGCUCUGCCUCGGCCCAGGAGCGAAUGUCCGAUCACCGACCAGCGACUGCGUUCGUCCAACCUGAUGAUGCCUCGCAAGUCGCCGCCUCGGUCCAAACCUCCGCCGAUCGAACAUCCACUGCUCAGCAAGUACACUUGCCCAAUCUGCUUUGAUGCGCCUAAGAAUCUCGUGGUCACACCGUGUGGCCACUUUUUCUGUGGCGAGUGCCUCUUCCAGGCGCUCAAGACUCAAGCUGUACAGCGCGGAGCCAUGGAAGACGUCGAUUUUGGCAACAUCUUCUCGCCGUUUGCCCCUGCAGGCAUGUUUGGCGCAGCGCAAGGCGGACCAGGUCGAGGAGGAGCAACAGCUGGGGGAGGACGUGGUCGUGGAGGGGGUGCAGGUGGCAGUCGUGGCGGCAAUAGCGGAGGGGGUCGAGGCAGGAAUAAACCGGAUCCUUUGGCGGGUCAGUGCCCCGUAUGCCGAGCCAAGAUCAAGGGGGCCUUCAACGGUCGAGAGAAAAACGGUAUUGUCGGACUACGUCUGAUGAUGGGAGCACCGGUUAACGAUCCACGCGAAGAAAACGGAAAGAUGAAGAGCGACGUGAAUGAGAUGGACGGCGACUCAAGCAGCAGUCCAAGCGGAUCGGAAGACGACGAAGCUGUUCUUCCAACGAGGAACCAAGCAAGGUCACUUGGCGUCGAAGAGGGUGCAGAAAAGAAGCUGGCGGAGAGGCAGUCCCCCCGAGCGAGCCGACGAGGACAACGUUCAUCGAACAAGGCAUCGGGCUUGAUUGGCCGGCAGUCUUCCAAGACACAGGGCGAAGAUUCGGCCGUGAAGAAAAGGCGACGCGAAAGCUCGGACACCUCAGCGACUCCGGCCGAAUAG